Postia placenta MAD-698-R-SB12 is the source of this 402-nucleotide messenger RNA. RefSeq lists its product as hypothetical. The transcript is spliced from 2 exons. Bases 1 to 402 code for a protein of 133 amino acids. The record is from RefSeq and is a predicted model, not a curated record. Lineage: Eukaryota; Fungi; Basidiomycota; Agaricomycetes; Polyporales; Adustoporiaceae.
AUGCUGCACACGGACCAGCUGCGCACGGACCAGUGUGCACAGCCUGCCCUCAUCUUCCCCUUCAAAUGCCCCCAGCAUUUAGGUUUUCUCCUGUCGCUUGACCUCAAGUCACAACAACGAUCAGACCAUCAGGUCAGUGAUGAGGACAAUAACACCGAUCAGGUGGUUCUCAGACCUGAAAGGUUCCGCAUCGCCUCCGCCCGACGCAGUCAUGCCUUGGUAACGGCCGAUCAGUCACUUCUGAAGCGCAUCAAGGAAUGUUCGGAGAAGGAUCGGGAGGUGGCCGAGGCACUUGAAAAGGUGCAGGACCUCGGACCGCCAUGGCUGCAACGGGGCUUUGAGGAGUGGAAUGCCGAACAAGGGCUCCUGCUGUUCCGCAGAUGCGUAUAUGUCGCGACUUAG